UAAGUAGUGAGCGCUGGAAGUUGGAGUGGAGUGUCUCUGGGGUAAAUGUCGGAGUGUUUGUGUGGAGUCACGGUCGGACUCUCCGCAGUAUUACAUAACCUCAGUCCGGCCGAGUAGCUCCUCCCGGUUCUCCCUCCGCUUCGCCUCCGAACCGACGGACCAAGGUGAGACAGAGAUGGGUGAGAAGCAGGAGAAAAGCCCCGAAGGAGUGAAGUACUUCAGGCUGUCAGAGAUCGAGGAGCAGAACUCCUUCAAGUCCACCUGGAUCAUCAUCCACAACAAGGUCUACGACGUCACCAAGUUCCUGGACGAGCAUCCCGGAGGCGAGGAGGUUCUGAGGGAGCAGGCGGGGGGCAACGCCACGGAGAGCUUCGAGGACGUCGGCCAUUCCACCGACGCCAGGGAGAUGGCCGCCAGCAUGGUGAUCGGAGAGCUGCACCCGGACGACCGACACAAGAUCGCCAAGCCUGUGGAAACGCUGGUUACCACGGCGAAGGAGGACGGCAGCUGGUGGUCCAAUCUGAUCAUCCCGACUCUGGCAGCCGGCAUCGUGACUCUGAUGUACCGCAUCUACACCGCCGACAGCGAGUGACAUCAUCGUCUGAGCGCUGUGAUGUCAUCGUCCGCGGUGCUCGGUGGUGGCUCCUGCCAGCGUAGAGCGGCGGUUCUAGAGCGGACGACUGGCCGCUGUGGACCAACAGCAUCACAUUCCCUCAGUCUGAUCUAGGAUCCACGGCUCUAUGCUGGCCGCCAUGGCAACUCUGAAUUAACCAGAAUUUAACCAACCAAUCAAUGACUCUGAUCCAAUGAAGUUUUCACUGCCGGGCAUUUCUGAUCCAGAUGUUCAUCAGAACCUCAUGAUCUUGCACUGGAUGUAUAAUUAGUUUUUAUAUUUUCAUAACUGAAUGUGAACGAGUUCCUGUCAGUCAGCAGCUAAUGUCGGGUCCAAUCUGGUUCCAGUUGGUUCCAGUUUGGUUCCAGUUUGGUUCUGGUGGCCUCAGUCUGAUGGCUGGGUGAAACCCGACCUGCAGUGUUUCUCUCCAGAACCGGCUUCCCGACUCGUUCUGCACUAAAAAAAACUCUUAAACUGAACGAUGAAAUUCUGACUUUACUUUUUAUGGAACAAGAAUAAAAAAAGUUUGGAUUGGUUUAAAACCUGAGAAUCAUUCCUCCGUCCAGCAGGUGGAGCCCUUCAGACUGAACAGUUUUCCAGAACUUCUGGUCGGUUCGGAUCUGAUGAGACAUGUCCAGGUUCUGUCAGAACCAGAACCCAGUGUUGCUGUAUGAGUGCAGCUGCUUUCUAAUGUAAUAAAGUGAUUGAGACGUU
This is a messenger RNA of Gambusia affinis (western mosquitofish), 1327 nucleotides long. It is a transcript of the gene cyb5a, whose product is annotated as cytochrome b5. Gene Ontology annotation, cellular component: membrane; intracellular membrane-bounded organelle. Gene Ontology annotation, molecular function: heme binding. The record is from RefSeq and is a predicted model, not a curated record. The coding region runs from base 176 to 592 and encodes 138 amino acids. The transcript has 5 exons. Lineage: Eukaryota; Metazoa; Chordata; Actinopteri; Cyprinodontiformes; Poeciliidae.